CUUUCCGGUGGGUAUCAUCCAGAUGUCUCGGCUCAAAAUCCUCGCACUUCCCUGAUAUCGUCUGUCAGAAUUCCCAAUCAUGUCAUGGCAUCACAACAAUGCCGAUAAUGCAUCGGGUACCGGAAACUUGCUUUCAAACUACGCAUCUUCUGGAGGCCAAUCCUGGUUUCAGAGCGUCGGUACACAACCCUUCAGUCGCAGCAACCGCACAAUCGACACUAGCGGAGCAUCGGGUCUUGUACCAACGUCAUCAAUGAAUGUUGGUGAUGGGAUCCAGAAGGACAAUACUUUUGGACUGUCUAAACUCAUGGAACGUUUGGGUGACAACGACAAAGUGAAAGUAAAGCGAAAUAUCGUCGAGUUCCGCCGACAGCAAUGCAACGACUAUUUUAGAGGUCCACAAUGGCAGUCCAACCCCGGCGGUUUUCCUGAACAGGCUUUCCGAUUAACGGAGGACUUGACUCGAGCGCGCUUCACUCUUCACUGGACGGUUCUAACAGAAACCGAUCCGGACGAGAUCUUCGAAACGAUAAAGCAGAUCAAGUCCGCUUGCUUGUGCUCGCAACAAAGAAUCCCGGUCGUGCGGGCUAUCGUCGAGGGGAAAAAUCAACACCAUGCUUGCUUCUGCGGGAAGCAUAAGUUGCCUGUCCAGCAAGAGUUAGACGAAGCGAACUGGAUGACCGUGCUUGAUAACAUAUGCAACACGUUCGAGAACCACUGCACCGCGAUACUCACGAACGCUAUCGCGGACGCCACUGCAGCUCAGGCCGAUGAUAGUUUCAGCGCGAACGCAGACCGAUAUUCCAUCGCGGAACCUCACCAACAGCUAAGCGGCUACGACGGCAACAGCAGAUCGCACACCAACUCUGGUGGAGUAUCGUCUUGGCAAGACUCCCUCAACUACAACCAAUUUCUAUCGCCCAAUCAGUCCUCCUUUCGAUCUUUCCCUUCAAUUCCCUCGCCAUCCGGUCAUCAGUCUGAAAGCGACAUGCUUCAUAGCACAGUGCAGCUGGUGGAACGGUUGCUGGAAAGCUUGCCGAAUAAAGCAAAGGCUCUGUCUCUGAAAAUCGAAAGCAAUCCGCAGAGCUUUGAUCCACAGAGCUCAAUCAUCUUUCCGCUCAGAACCUAUAAAAACACGUUGGAAAAGGCGAAAAGAGAUUGGUCAGGGACGGAGCCCUUUUCACUGGAAUACCAACUGUCCAGAGCUUAUGGUUUCUUGCGGACUAUACUCAAAGCCGCAUUCGAUGUCGAAGCAGCGAGACUCGGCAACCGCAGUGAUUCCAGCACUAUGCGUCAAGCUUGCAGCUGUGUGAAGCAAGCGAUCAUAGCCAUCUGCAGGAACACUUCUUGCCGCGACGGGUCUCACCAUUGUUUCGUACAUAGCUGCAGUUGUGACCCAUUGAAACCCCAUCACGUAGAACGCAGGGUUUACAGUGCAGACGAGGGCAGCAAAGCGAUCGAAGAGUACAUCGGAAUGUUUCAGCGUUUGUGGAAGUCUGAGGACCUCGAAGGAGAGUCGAUCUUUGAUCCACCGACUUGAACACCGGCUCCUUUCGGCUGUCCAGUGUAGAGUUUGCCCCAUCACUUGUAUCUCGCUCCAGUUCCAUAUCAUAGAGAAGAAAAUCUUUCUGUUCAGGCCCUUGCAAUAGCUAGCUGAAGCGGACUUCGUAAAUUGUCAUAAGGUCAUGCUGAACGCCAAAAUU
This is a messenger RNA of Filobasidium floriforme, 1703 nucleotides long. RefSeq lists its product as uncharacterized. The transcript is spliced from 4 exons. Lineage: Eukaryota; Fungi; Basidiomycota; Tremellomycetes; Filobasidiales; Filobasidiaceae. The record is from RefSeq and is a predicted model, not a curated record. The coding region runs from base 80 to 1540 and encodes 486 amino acids.